GACGGAGGGCAUAUGCCAGACUCUGUAUUACCGGCUGUUCGUGUCAUAAGAGUACGGUGGUGCCGUCCUCGUUUCAUCGUUUUACUUCACGCACUUACCGUGGAAUUACGGCUCUUGGUGACUAAGGCCAUGAAUGUAAAAUUUCGUGCAAUCCCAUAUUUGAUGAUCUUUGUCCUUUGAUCGCAACCACCAAACCUGCACCUGCCUCAUAGUUUACCGUUGAUCAAGAUCCAAAUUUCUGCAUCAUGAGAUUCUUGUGUCUCUGCGGAGCCUACGGAAGCUCAGACAAAUUCCAGGUCCAGCUAGCUCCUCUUGUCAACGAGCUGCGCUCCGACGAUACUGCCGAGCUACAUUUCAUUCACGGGCCGGUACAAGCAUUUCCGCCAGACGGAUUUGAAGAAUUUUUUGGACUGGGUCCAUACUUUCGAUUCAUUGAGCCUUACAAAGGCGAGGACGGCGAGAACGAUGUGCUCGAUAGAAUCCGAAACUUCCCAGAGGGUGCGACUGCCGAGGAUCAAAUGCGCGAGCUCAUGAAGUUCGAUGCCUCGGCCGCCGUGGAGAUCCCCACUGAUGGGAGCUGGGGAGCAAACCAGAGCGCACAAGAUGCUAUCGACUAUCUAUACAACAUUAUGGAAAAGGAUGGUCCAUUCGAUGGGAUCAUUGGGUAUUCGGAGGGAGCCACUGUUGCUGCAACACUCCUGUUGCAUGAACAACGGAGAUUCGAAACUCAAGGUAUCCCGACCAUGUUCAAAUGCGCCCUCUUUUUCGCAGGAUGGCCACCCAUGAGCCCUGAUCUAGAUUCUAUUGUCCUUGCAGACGAGUCUGAUUUGACCAUAACUAUUCCGACCUGCCACAUUAUUGGAUCUUUGGACCCGUAUCUCGCAGGAUCUAUCGCCCUUUACAACAUCUGCGAUUUAGAUAAUGCGUACCUCUUUGAUCAUGCCAAGGGCCAUACUUUGCCACGAGACAAGGAGACCGUGAGAGAGCUCGGAGAUAUCGUCCGCACCAUGAUUGCUAAUAUAAAUGAUUCCUCGGACUCCGAUUGUUAAAUUUAUUAUUCAAGAUGAGGUGGAGUUACUUUCGCGUCGGGCACUUUUGGCGCUCGAUUGAAAUCAUUCUGUCAAGUGAUAUGGAGUUUACAGAUUGGC
Molecule: messenger RNA, 1148 nt
Organism: Mollisia scopiformis
Lineage: Eukaryota; Fungi; Ascomycota; Leotiomycetes; Helotiales; Mollisiaceae
Exons: 6
Coding region: 246-1049 (267 amino acids)
Cellular component (GO): nucleus; cytoplasm
Source: RefSeq, a predicted model, not a curated record